Molecule: messenger RNA, 1198 nt
Organism: Rhopilema esculentum
Lineage: Eukaryota; Metazoa; Cnidaria; Scyphozoa; Rhizostomeae; Rhizostomatidae
Molecular function (GO): S-adenosylmethionine-dependent methyltransferase activity
Source: RefSeq, a predicted model, not a curated record
CCGCCUGAUCUGUCAACGUGAUUCUCAACGCCGACCUUGGCCGCGCGUACUGCGCGAUUAAGUUGGCGCAUGCUCAAAGUCUUCUUAGUGAAAAGAAGCUUGUGUUUCAUCAUUUUCUAGAAAGAGGAGGGGACGGCUGUCUGAAACAAGCCACUUGCAACAGUGCAGAGUUAGUGAAAAGUUGCCAUAUCCUGCAUCUGAUUUCUAAAAAAAGAAAAUGAGCAAUUUUGAGAAGUAUGACUCAACAUCAGCCCAUUAUGAUGAUGGUAGGGUCCCAGCUGGUGCUUCUGUCUAUGCAGCAGUAAUACAGAACUAUCUUAAUAAGCCUUUAAAUGAGAUACACCUACUCGAUGCGGGAUGUGGCACUGGAAACUACUCCAAAGCUUUUCUUGACAAUGGAAUCGGCAAAGUUUCAUGCUUUGAUGCCAGCGAAGGAAUGCUGUCAAAAGCGAAAAACAAAUUGUCAGACUACAUUGCUACGAAAAAUGUUAUUCAAAUCAAGCAAGGGUUUCUGCCUAAGAUACCCUAUGAAGAUAAUUGUUAUGAUGCGGUCAUAUUUAUGCAAGUGUUGCACCAUAUUGACACCCUGGAAAGCAACUUUGCCAAUCUGAAGGCUACCAUGAAAGAUGCAUAUCGAGUUCUCAAACCAGGAGGAGUCCUGAUGAUAAAUUUCUGCACAGGCGACCAGGUGUUGUAUGGGGCCUGGUUUGUCAAUUUGAUCCCAAGAAGUGCAGCUAUUUAUAGAAAGAGGUACAUGCCACAGGAAGAUUUGCUUGAUUGCUUAGAAAGUAUUGGUUUCGAGAGUCCAACAACAGUCACCCGCCCAAAUGACACCAUCUUAACGAAGGAGAAAUAUUUUCGCAAAGAUGGUCCUCUGGAUCCCGAAUGGAGACAGAUGGAUUCCAUUUGGAGAAAUGCUGAAAUCGAGAAUGAAGUCGAAGAAGCAACGAAGGCGUUGCAAGAAAAAUUUGACAACAACACCUUUGAUGCUUGGUUUGCUGAAGUAGAGAAAAAGAGAAAGUCGAUUGGAAUCACCACUAGCAUUUUUGUCCAAAAGCCCAGUGCAUAGGCCUAGACAAACAAAUUUUUUUUUAAAUUAAAAUGAGAGGGAUAUUUUUAAUAUAUGUUAACAAUUUUGAAUUGAUGAAUUCGGGCUGUAAUUAAAUUGUUUUUACACACUGUCAUUCUUUGUUUACAA